UUAUCGGUCGCGCGAGUGGGGGAAGCGAGAACCGCGUGCGCGGCGUUUGUGCCUUAAAAAACCCAGUGAACGAGAUACAAACGCGCUAAUCAUUACUCGGCUCUGUACGCGAGAGGAGGUACAAUAAGCGUACCUGCUCCUGAAACGCUAAAAUGAUGAAAGUAAUCUUCGCAGCACUGCUGCUUGUCAGCAUCAGUGCCGCUUAUGAAGUCUCCAUCCCGGAAGACUACAGUGAAUUGGUCAGGUUCGUUUUUGGUGAACCACGAAAGGUCAACACCAGAGCUAAACGAGAUAUUGACUACGAAAACUCAGUCUGCGAGUGCGUGCCAUACUACCAAUGUAACUACCAAGGAUCCAUGAACGAGGACGGUGAGGGUAUCAUCGAUAUCAGAACCGGAUUCGUUGGAACCGUUGACAACCCAACCAACACAAGACGCUCAUGCGACCACUACUUGUCUGUCUGCUGUCUUCCUCCCGAAAUUAUUCCUGGUCACGAUCAGGAACCUAAAGACCCUGGUACCGAUGGACACACUCAGAAUCCUGGAACUGGUGGACAGACUCAGAAACCCGGAACUGGUGGACACGAGGUCCCAACUCAGAACCCUGGAACUGGUGGACACACCCAAAAACCUGGAACUGGUGGACACACUCAGAACCCUGGAACUGGUGGACAGACUCAGAAACCCGGAACUGGUGGACACACUCAGAACCCUGGAACUGGUGGACAGACUCAGAAACCCGGAACUGGUGGACACGAGGUGCCAACUCAGAACCCUGGAACUGGUGGACAGACUCAGAAACCCGGAACUGGUGGACACGAGGUGCCAACUCAGAACCCCGGAACUGGUGGACACACUCAGAACCCUGGAACUGGUGGACAGACUCAGAAACCCGGAACUGGUGGACAUACUCAGAAACCCGGAACUGGUGGACAGACUCAGAAACCCGAAACUGGUGGACAGACUCAGAAACCCGGAACUGGUGGACACGAAGUGCCAACUCAGAACCCCGGAACUGGUGGAAACACUCAGAACCCUGGAACUGGUGGACAGACUCAGAAACCCGGAACUGGUACACACACUCAGAACCCUGGAACUGGUGGACACGAGGUCCCAACUCAGAACCCUGGAACUGGCGGACACACCCAAAACCCUGGAACUGGUGGACACACUCAGAAUCCUGGCACUGGUGGAAACACUCAGAACCCUGGAACUGGUGGACACACAGGAGGCAUCAUCGGCAAAGAUCACGUCAGCAAGGGCUGUGGUUACCGCAACCCUAACGGUGUUGGUUUCAGGAUUACUGGAAACUUCAACAACGAGGCUAACUUCGCUGAAUUCCCCUGGAUGGUCGCUGUCUUGAAACAACAGAACGUUAAAGGAAACCUCGUCAAGGUUUACAAGUGUGGUGGUUCUCUUAUUCACAAGAGAGUCAUCUUGACCGCUGCUCACUGCGUUUACGGAGCUUUGGCGUCUGAGCUCUCCAUCCGUGCUGGAGAAUGGGACACCCAGACCGUGGACGAACCCCUGCCUCAUCAAGACCGUGGAGUCGCUAUCCUCGCCACCCACCCUGGUUUCAAAUCAGGAAGCUUGUGGAACGACUAUGCUCUGCUUAUCCUUAAUACCCCUGUCGACCUCGCCGACAACGUUGAGGUUGUAUGUCUGCCGGAAGCUAACGAAUACUUCGACUACAGCAAAUGCUUCACCACUGGAUGGGGAAAGAACGUCUUCGGCGAUAAGGGACACUACCAAGUCAUCCUGAAGGCUGUUGAGCUUCCUACUGUUCCUCACGACAAGUGCCAGAACAACCUCCGUAACACUCGUCUUGGAAGGUACUUCAAGCUCCACGAGACAUUCAUGUGCGCUGGUGGCGUUGAAGGCAUUGACGCUUGCACUGGUGAUGGUGGCAGUCCUCUGGUCUGCCCACUGCAAUACGACUCUACCCGUUACACUCAGGCCGGUAUUGUUGCCUGGGGUAUCGGUUGUGGCCAACAAAAUGUUCCGGGAGUCUAUGCUGAUGUCGCCAAGGGCCGUCAAUGGAUCGACCAAACUCUUGCCUCUUACAACAUCGACAGCAUUUCGUACACUCCUGGUGGCAACAACAACUACCCCCCAGUAGUUAACCAAGGCAACACUGGAAGCCACAGUGGCUCCAACUCCAACGGUGAAUACGGCGGUCACGGUGGUCACUACUAAUAAUCUGACUGUUAAAGAGGAUACCUCCUUCGAGAUGUAACUGACUGAAAACUUACAAGCAAUAAGAAUGCUAUUUUUGUAAUUAUUGUAAAGAAUAAAAAAUAUUUAUAAGUAAUUGAAUGGCUUUUUCUCAAAAAAAUGGCCUCAUGUGAAUACGUUUGUAUAAAAAGUGUGCAAGAAUGUCAACAAAAGACUGUGUAAAAUACAUGAAGAAAUAAAAAACAUUAUUUAUGCAUA
This is a messenger RNA of Nasonia vitripennis (jewel wasp), 2432 nucleotides long. RefSeq names its product serine proteinase stubble. Gene Ontology annotation, molecular function: serine-type endopeptidase activity. The record is from RefSeq and is a predicted model, not a curated record. Bases 153 to 2195 code for a protein of 680 amino acids. The transcript is spliced from 6 exons. Gene Ontology annotation, biological process: proteolysis. NCBI's taxonomy places the organism in Eukaryota, Metazoa, Arthropoda, Insecta, Hymenoptera, Pteromalidae.